GUUUAAUGGAACAGCGCUUCUGCACGAAACAUUUUCAGAUAUAUAAAGAGGCUUUAGAUCAAUGGAUUCACACCCACAAUCCUGUCACUUGAUUCACCAUGAACUCCUAUCUGCAACUCCUCACCGUCCUUUGCCUGCUGGUUGGAAGCAGCAUCGGACAAACAAACUCGUUCAAUGGAUAUGGAAGAGGAACUGGAGAAGGAUAUGGAUUUGGAGAAGGUUAUGGUCAAGGAGCUGGCUAUGGGUAUGGAGAAGGAGCAGGUUUCGGAUAUGGUCAAGGAGCUGGUUACGGAUAUGGAGAAGGAGAAGGCUUUGGAUAUGGACAAGGAGCAGAUUCCGGAUAUGGAAGAGGCCUAGGGUAUGGUCAAGGAGCAGGUUAUGGCGCAGGCUCUGGUUACGGGGAAGGAGCAGGAUCUGGCUAUGGAUCAGGCGCUGGAGCCGGAUCCGGAGCUGGUGCUGGAUCAGGAUCUGGAGCUGGGAGAGGUGCUGAUUCUGGUGCUGAAUCUGGAGCAGGAGCUGGAUCUGGGGCAGGAGCUGGAUCUGGGGCAGGAGCUGGGGCAGGAGCUGGGGCAGGAGCUGGUUCUGGAGCUGGAGCUGAGUCUGGAUCAGGGGCAGGUACUGGAUCUGGAGCAGGAGCAGGAUCUGGGUCCGGAGCAGGAACUGUGUCUGGAAGAGGAUCUAGAGUAGGUUACAGUGAAGGUUCAAGCUCCGGAUAUAGUGCAGGCUCUGGAUAUGGUGCAGGAUCUGGAUAUGGCGCUGGCUCUGGAUAUGGUGCAGGCUCUGGAUAUGGUGCAGGAUCUGGAUAUGGUGCAGGAUCUGGAUAUGGUGCUGGUUCUGGUUAUGGUGCAGGCUCUGGAUAUGGAGCAGGUGCGGGUUACGGCGGUGGAUAUGGUUCUGGUGCAGGGUAUGGUGCUGGCGCUGGAUAUGGUGCAGGAGCUGGAUAUGGGGCAGGAUCGGGAUAUGGUGCAGGCGCAGGAUAUGGUGCAGGAGGAGGAUAUGGUGCAGGAGGAGGAUAUGGUGCAGGAGCAGGAUCUGGUGCAGGAGCAGGAUAUGGUGCAGGAGCAGGAUAUGGUGCAGGAGGAGGAUAUGGUGCAGGAGCAGGAUAUGGUGCAGGAGCCGGAUAUGGUGCAGGAGGAGGAUAUGGCGCAGGAGGAGGAUUUGGUGCAGGAGGAGGAUAUGGUGCAGGAGCCGGAUAUGGUGCAGGAGGAGGAUAUGGCGCAGGAGGAGGAUUUGGUGCAGGAGGAGGAUAUGGUGCAGGAGCCGGAUAUGGUGCAGGAGGAGGAUAUGGUGCAGGAGGAGGAUUUGGUGCAGGAGGAGGAUAUGGUGCAGGAGCCGGAUAUGGUGCAGGAGCGAUAUAGUUUUUGAUUGUCAUGUGUAUUACAAUACAAAUAAAAUUCAAUAUUUAAAAGCAA
Messenger RNA from Uloborus diversus, 1412 nucleotides. RefSeq names its product fibroin heavy chain-like. The coding region runs from base 99 to 1358 and encodes 419 amino acids. NCBI's taxonomy places the organism in Eukaryota, Metazoa, Arthropoda, Arachnida, Araneae, Uloboridae. The record is from RefSeq and is a predicted model, not a curated record. The transcript is spliced from 2 exons.